UGAAGCAUUUCCUCAAAAAAGACACUGAAAAUGGCCCCCACCAUUCAUGCUUCGAAUGCUUAAAAAGCAGCUCUCCCUUGCCCCCCAAAUCCUCAAUGUUCCAUCUAAAUCCUUGCAUUUCCAUUCCCCUUUCUGUUUCUCUCUGUUUUCUUCUUCAAAAGAAUCAAUCCAAAACAAAAGAAAACAGAGCCUCUUAUAUGUUAUCACAGAUUGGCGUUUAGGAGUGCCAAAAUGUUCAAAAUGCCAAAGAUUACGGCGCUGUUCUUGUUUUUGUGGGUUUGUUCAUCUGGAAUGGCGUCUGUGACUUAUGACCACAAAGCCAUAGUCAUCGAUGGUCGGAGGAGAAUACUGAUUUCUGGGUCUAUUCAUUAUCCAAGAAGCACUCCUCAGAUGUGGCCGGACCUUAUACAGAAGGCCAAAAAUGGAGGAUUAGAUGUUAUUGAGACAUAUGUGUUCUGGAAUGGCCAUGAGCCUUCCCCUGGACAGUAUUAUUUCGAGGAUAGAUAUGAUUUGGUGAGAUUUGUGAAGCUUGUUCAACAAGCUGGCUUGUAUGUUCAUCUACGGAUUGGUCCAUUUGUUUGUGCAGAAUGGAAUUUUGGUGGAUUUCCUGUUUGGUUAAAGUAUGUUCCUGGGAUUGCUUUUAGGACAGACAAUGGACCUUUCAAGGCCGCUAUGCAAAAAUUCACUGCGAAGAUUGUUAGUAUGAUGAAGGGGGAGAGGCUAUAUCAUAGCCAGGGAGGACCCAUUAUUCUGUCUCAGAUUGAGAAUGAAUAUGGACCAGUGGAGUGGGAAAUAGGCGCCCCUGGUAAGUCUUACACCAAAUGGGCAGCUCAAAUGGCGGUGGGUCUUGACACUGGAGUGCCAUGGGUGAUGUGCAAGCAAGAGGAUGCCCCUGACCCUGUGAUCGACACCUGCAAUGGAUUUUACUGCGAAAACUUCGAACCAAACAAGGUUUAUAAACCCAAAAUGUGGACAGAAGCUUGGACUGGCUGGUUCACUGAGUUUGGUGGCCCAGUUCCUUAUAGGCCAGUUGAAGACUUAGCCUAUUCCGUUGCAAGAUUCAUACAGAAUCGUGGUUCUUUCAUCAAUUAUUAUAUGUAUCAUGGAGGAACCAACUUUGGCCGAACGGCUGGUGGGCCUUUCAUUGCUACUAGCUACGACUAUGAUGCUCCCAUCGAUGAAUAUGGCCUAUUAAGGGAACCGAAAUGGAGUCAUCUGAGAGAUCUGCACAAAGCCAUCAAGCUGUGCGAACCCGCUUUAGUAUCGGUAGAUCCUACCGUGUCGUCGUUAGGAAGCCAUCAAGAGGCUCAUGUCUACAGGACAAGAACAGGGGCAUGUGCUGCUUUUCUAGCUAACUACGACGCAUCGUCGUCUGCAAGAGUCACGUUCGGAAAUAAUCCAUAUGACCUGCCACCUUGGUCCGUCAGCAUCCUUCCUGACUGCAAAUCUGUCAUUUUCAACACUGCAAAAGUCAAUGCUCCAAACUCACAGCCUAAAAUGACUCCAGUUAGUUCAUUUUCAUGGCAAUCAUACACUGAAGAAACAGCCUCUGCGUAUGCUGAUGAUACAACCACCAUGGCUGGGUUAGUGGAGCAAAUCAGUGUCACCAGGGAUGCGACAGAUUAUCUGUGGUACAUGACAGAUAUAAGGAUCGACUCGAACGAAGGCUUCUUAAGGAGCGGACAAUGGCCUCUUCUCACCAUCUUUUCAGCAGGCCAUGCUUUACAUGUGUUCAUAAAUGGCCAACUAUCUGGAACUGUAUAUGGGGGAUUGGAGAAUCCCAAAUUAACAUUCAGCAAAUAUGUUAACUUAAGAGCAGGAGUUAACAAGCUCUCUAUGUUGAGUGUUGCUGUUGGUCUCCCGAAUGUUGGCCUACAUUUUGAGACUUGGAAUGCUGGCGUUUUAGGCCCCGUCACGUUGAAGGGUCUGAACGAGGGUACGAGGGACAUGUCCGGAUAUAAAUGGUCUUACAAGGUUGGCUUGAAAGGAGAAUCCUUAAAUCUUCAUACCGUUAGUGGAAGCAGCUCAGCUGAGUGGGUGAGAGGCUCAUUGGUGUCUCAAAAACAACCCCUCACAUGGUACAAGACGACUUUCAACACCCCGGGAGGCAACGAACCAUUAGCUUUAGAUAUGAGCAGCAUGGGCAAAGGACAAAUGUGGAUUAACGGUCAGAGCAUCGGGCGCCAUUGGCCUGCGUAUACCGCACGAGGUAGCUGUGGCAAAUGCAGCUAUGCUGGAAUCUUUACUGAGAAGAAAUGUCAUUCUGGCUGUGGAGGACCCUCACAGAGAUGGUAUCACGUUCCCCGUGCAUGGUUGAAACCGAGCGGGAAUCUGUUGGUGAUUUUUGAAGAAUGGGGUGGUAAUCCUCAGGGAAUCUCUUUGGUUAAGAGAUCCACUUCCUAAUAACACAAGAAGCUUUCAACCGAGGUUGCUUGAAACUAAGCUCAACGUUCAUACCUCAUAUAUUUCUCUAGUUUUACUA
Molecule: messenger RNA, 2482 nt
Organism: Cucurbita moschata (crookneck pumpkin)
Lineage: Eukaryota; Viridiplantae; Streptophyta; Magnoliopsida; Cucurbitales; Cucurbitaceae
Product: beta-galactosidase-like
Exons: 18
Coding region: 232-2403 (723 amino acids)
Biological process (GO): carbohydrate metabolic process
Cellular component (GO): vacuole; cell wall
Molecular function (GO): beta-galactosidase activity
Source: RefSeq, a predicted model, not a curated record